UGCUGGUGAGUCGGGUGUGGCGGUUACAACAGAGCGUUCAGUUCCAUUUGAACUGCGCACGAGGACUAAACUAAACCAACGGUCACCCACUAACUAACGGCGCCCCGAUUAUCGCUGUGAGGAGAAACCGAUCAACCGUGUGAGCGAUUUGGACUUUUUGGUUCGAUCUUUACGCUGAAUUCCUGUGCGGUUCCUUUCUGUGUGUUUGUGUGUGAAGUUCUGCCUCGAUCCGAGAGUGAAAAUUCUGACCGAAGUACCGAAGUUCUUUUUCUUUCGGUGGGAGUUUGUGAUGAGGUCCGCGUCAUGUCCCUCCUCUCAGCUCGGUCACUUUCUUUAACUCGGAAAACUUAAAAUAAUCGAGACAUUUUGACGACUGAUUGACGCGGUUUCUUGUCGCGUAACUUUGACUCCACACCGACUCCGAGUUCGGACCGAAUUCAGCCCGAGUUCGACCGUUUGGGCAUCUGUCAUUCAGAGCUAACCCUGAGCUAGCUGACUUGUUCAGCCCUGUAGAGGGAAGUAAACCCGUCCGGACGAGACUGUGUAUCUCUGAGGGCUUUGAGGAGCCACACACAGUGAGUAAAGGUGCUCGUGUCUACUGCAAAAAUCGGGAAGAAAAGGUUUAUUCCGAUGGGGUGCACGGUGAGUCAGGAGGAUAAAGCUGCGGUCGAGUGUUCCAAGGCGAUAGACCGACUGCUCCGGGAGGAUGGAGAGAAAGCGGCCAAGGAGGUGAAACUGCUGCUGCUCGGUGCUGGAGAGUCGGGGAAGAGCACCAUCGUAAAGCAGAUGAAGAUCAUCCACGAGGACGGUUAUUCAGAAGAGGAGUGCAGGCAGUACAGAGCCGUGGUCUACAGUAACGUCAUCCAGUCCAUCAUGGCCAUCAUCAAAGCCAUGAGCAACCUCAAGAUCAACUAUGAAGAAUCUUCCAGAGCCGACGACGCGAGGCAGCUGUUCGCUAUGGCUGCAGAAGCAGAGGAGAAGGGGAUAUUUCCUGAAGAGCUCUCCGGAGCCGUCGCCCGCCUGUGGGCCGAUGGAGGAGUGCAGAACUGUUGUACUCGCUCGAGAGAGUACCAGCUCAACGAUUCUGCCACAUACUACCUGAAUGAUCUGCAGAGGAUAGCCAAAGCCGACUACAUCCCAACCCAGUCUGACGUGUUGAGGACUAGAGUGAAGACCACCGGCAUCGUAGAGACACAUUUCACCUUCAGAGAUCUCCACUUCAAGAUGUUCGAUGUGGGAGGCCAGCGCUCGGAGAGGAAGAAAUGGAUCCACUGCUUCGAGGGCGUCACCGCCAUCAUCUUCUGCGUGGCCAUGAGCGCCUACGACCUGGUGUUAGCCGAGGACGCGGAGAUAGUAAGACCCGGCUUCACGGUCGCAUCGUGUCCUCUCCUGCGCGCUGUGCUGCUUUUCUCUGAUCUGUUCCUCUGUGCUCUCACAGAACCGCAUGCACGAGAGCAUGAAGCUCUUCGACAGCAUCUGCAACAACAAGUGGUUCACCGAGACCUCCAUCAUCCUCUUCCUCAACAAGAAGGAUCUGUUCGAGAGGAAGAUCGAGCACAGCCCGCUGAGCAUCUGCUUCCCCGACUACACAGGUGCCGGUACGUAUUCCGAAGCGUCCGAGUUCAUCCGCUUCAAGUUCGAGGAGCUCAACAGGAAGAAGGACACCAAGGAGAUCUACUCCCACUUCACCUGCGCCACGGACACGGAGAACAUCCAGUUCGUGUUCGACGCCGUCACCGACGUCAUCAUCAAGAACAACCUCCGAGACUGCGGCCUGUUCUGAAGCGCCGACGCAGGGUCCAGUACUUGAACAGAAGGUGAUGACUGAGCGGGUGAGGAGGAUGAAGCCGUUCUUACUGACCACGCUGGCCGACUGAAACCGUUUCCUGCUUCAGCCUGUGACUGGGAAGCUCCAGUGAGCCGCAUGUACAGCUUCAACGAUCACCUAUUGGCCUCCGUCCUCCACCCGUCAGGGUUCUUUUCCCUUAACCCUAAUCCCCCACCUCCUUACCCUACCCUACCCUACCCUACCCUACCCUUACAGCCCUCCAGCUCAUCCUAGCUCUGUUCAUGUUUGAUUUUGGGCAGCAGAUUAUUUUCAUAGUUAUUAACCUUUUCGGGCUUCAACCACAAAUCAACAAUUGUUGUGUUUUUCAUUAUUGUUUUUUUGUUGUUGUUGUUGUUGUUUAUUUUUGAGAAAUAGUCGACAUUUAUAUGAAUACUUUCGUCUUAAUCUAGAAAAUCUGACGCUCAAAUUUUAUUAAGCUUUUAAUUUCUGAGUUUUUCUAGAGCCAGCAGAUAGAGAAGUGAUAUUUUAAUGUUUACAUGUCUAGCCAAAUGAAGCAGCAGUUGUAUUAGCACAGUAAUCUCUUCAGUACUAUAACAUUCCUUUCAUAAAAUCACAUCAAAAACUAAAAAAAAAAGUGCAAAAAUCACAAAAAGAUAAUCGAGAGGCGAGUGCGGGCGGAUUUGUAACGUACUUAAGGAAAGUUUUCUACUCGCCACUGUUCCACCUUGUGCCUUUAUUUCCAUCAGACUCUUGCGAUGUGAUUAAUCGAACCCCUGCCUCCCUCUGUCCACACCGCUUCACCAUGUACAGUCACACACACACACACACACACACACACACACACACAGCCCUUCACUAAUCCAAUUGAAAAGGGUCUUUUGGAAGUUUAAAUGCUUUUAAAGUUCUAUAUAAUGAUUUAAUUUAAAUAAAAGUGAAGUCACUAGAGGA
Molecule: messenger RNA, 2737 nt
Organism: Trichomycterus rosablanca
Lineage: Eukaryota; Metazoa; Chordata; Actinopteri; Siluriformes; Trichomycteridae
Gene: gnai2a
Product: guanine nucleotide binding protein (G protein), alpha inhibiting activity polypeptide 2a
Exons: 8
Coding region: 631-1821 (396 amino acids)
Biological process (GO): gamma-aminobutyric acid signaling pathway; G protein-coupled adenosine receptor signaling pathway; adenylate cyclase-inhibiting G protein-coupled receptor signaling pathway
Cellular component (GO): heterotrimeric G-protein complex
Molecular function (GO): GTP binding; GTPase activity; G-protein beta/gamma-subunit complex binding
Source: RefSeq, a predicted model, not a curated record